GUUUCAUUGCUGGGAUCAGCAGUGUGCGGGGUUCCCUCGCCCUUAAUGGGUGCUGCUUGUCUGCGCGAGACCGGCGGACUCCCCAACCCGGAUGCAGCGGGACGCGGGCGGCGGGGCUUCUGAGCGGGGCAGCCCGAGCCAGCGGCUGCUGUUAAAGAGACUCAGCCAUGGAAAGCAAACCAUUGGUGACCUCGAAGCAGAAAACUGAAGUGGUGUGUGGGGUCCCCACCCAGGUGGUUUGCACAGCCUUCAGCAGUCACAUCCUGGUGGUGGUGACCCAAUUUGGGAAGAUGGGUACCCUGGUCUCCCUGGAGCCCAGCAAUGUGGCCAGCGACAUCAGCAAGCCGGUGCUUACUACAAAAGUCCUUCUCGGGCAGGAUGAGCCUCUCAUCCACGUCUUUGCAAAGAACCUGGUAGCGUUUGUGUCUCAAGAAGCUGGAAACAGAGCAGUCCUGCUAGCCAUGGCCAUGAAGGACAAGAGCAUGGAGGGGGUGAAGGCCUUGAAGGAGGUGAUCCGGGUGUGCCAGGUGUGGUGACGUGGAGUUAACAGUCACAUGCUGCCCGGCAGGACCGUGUGGAAACUCAAAACACCCACUCAGUGACUGGAAGACCCUCCUUCUGACACGGCAGAGGGAGGAACUUUAUCUGGCUUUAGCCUUUGAGCCAGAAAAAUUAUUCGUGUCUCAGGCCGACUUUACUCUGGUUACUGAUGUCGUCUGUGUAUGGAGGGGAAAAGUGGGAUAUGUCUUGAGGGAGUCGUGACUGGUUCUCACUGGGGUCCAAAUAGUUGCUGGUGUUUGGUGCCUUUUCUCAGUCAUACUUCUCUGCAGCUGCCCAGAGCUGUCUGGUAGCCAUUAAACGGACUAAACGCUUCCAUCACUUAA
Molecule: messenger RNA, 884 nt
Organism: Microcebus murinus (gray mouse lemur)
Lineage: Eukaryota; Metazoa; Chordata; Mammalia; Primates; Cheirogaleidae
Gene: PSMG3
Product: proteasome assembly chaperone 3
Biological process (GO): proteasome assembly
Source: RefSeq, a predicted model, not a curated record